AUGAGAAAGCGUAGAAUUAACUGUUGCACGCGCAGAUCGCCGCCGUACCGCGUCACGAAGCCAUCUUUCGAUGCAUCGGCAGAGCCUGCGCAGGAGUUGUUGGAGCCCACGCCAUCCUUCAAGGAUAAGAAACCGCUGCUCAAGGGGCCUAGGGCGCAGAUUGGGUCUAGUGUUUCUGAUUCGAUCUCCCUGUCAUCACCCCAAGCAUGCGCCUCGCCCAAGGAGGAGGUGGUCGGUCCACCUGUGCCUGCGAAUGUGGCCGCGCUGACUGAGGAAUACCGUUCCUACCUCCUGGGUAAAAGUACUGGACAGAGGACCAGGAAACGCCGUGCUAUGCUCAUAUACGUUUGCGCUGCAGACUCGCAGGACUGUUGCGCAGAGAAAGGUGCGCUACACUGCGGCGUAGCGGCGCGACUACGAGUGCGCGCACGCAAACGCGGUUGGCGCGUGCACGUAGCGGACUUGCACUGGCGCUCACCUCUCGAACAACAGCGGGAUCAUCGAUUCCCUGUACUUUGCAUAGCUGAACUUGCACGUCAAUCAGAACUGGGUGCGGUCGUACCUGUAUUAUUCCUUAACUCGAACUUGGGCACUCCACUACUACCUCAUACAUUAGAAUGCGCUGACUUCAAGGCAGCUUUAGAAACGGCUGAUGACGAAAAUGAUAGGAGUUUGCUCAAUAAAUGGUACACCUUGGAUAGUAGCACGACACCGCCAUGUUAUCGCUUAGUCCGAGGCGCGCCAGCUCGUUGGAGACGAGAAAUGGCACGAGCCCUAAGCGUUUUAGUUAGGACUCUGCCCCAAGAGGCCUGCGACGCUUAUCUUACUACUGUUUUGGAACAGGAGGUACAACACACAGUGCUAAUGAGCUCUGAGACAGCCAGGCGUUGUGUGUGGGUGUGUCGAGCGGGAGCAGCGCCAGAUGCCCCCGACGGCCCUGAUGACCAUCACCGGGAGCUACAGAGGAGGCUGGCUAACCUGCAGAGGGAUUUGAAGCUGUACCUAAGCGAGCGCAAUGUCAUCCGGGCGAGCGUUCGCGGUCGUCCUCAUACUAAUUCCGACGAGGAAUACACAGCGGGUGUCCGCUCGGCGCUUGGCGAACGUCUGGACGCACUGCUGGAUGGGUUAAUGGCGGAUAGCGAUGGACCGGCUGGGUAUUGCGGGAUACCAGCUAGUUUGUUCGAAGAAAUAUCUGAGCAUCUGUCGUUCUGUCAAAAAGCAACGCAGUGUACGUCCAACAGAGAAAUCACGCUCAACGAAUUAAAAACGUACGUCCAAAGCGACAGUUCGAUCCCAUUAGUGGUGUUGGGUGGGGCUGGUUGUGGGAAGGCCACCCUACUUGCCCGUGCGGCUUCGCUUGCUCAUACUUGGCUGGACGAUCUUGCCCUUGUUGUGAGAUAUGUUGGACUAACAUCUCAGUCGAGCAGUUCCCAUCAAUUGUUGAAAUCCAUUGUGGAUCAGUUACACGUACUACACACGGGUACUGUCUAUCGAGGGAAAAAUGAGGCAACGUCACUGUCUUCCACAUUAGCGAGACUUCUAUCAGCAGUUGGGCGUUGUCGGCCAGUGCUCGUCUGCGUGGGAGGAGCUGACGCUUUGAGGGGAGCCCGAUGGCUGCCUUCAAGGCUACCUGACAAUGUCAAGAUGAUUGUGACAGUUACUGAGGAGAAAGACGAACCGUCAAGUUCAGCAAUAAUGGCGGUCCUUUCAUCUGAAGAUGGCCCGAAGGUGGUGAGGGCACCACCCGUGGGUGCCGAAGAGGCGAAAGCUGUGCUCAUAGCGUGUGCUGCCACCUAUAGUAAAACGGGAGCUGCUUCUCCUCCUGAAGCUGUUGUUAAAGCUGUUCAGAAGUGUACUCUUCCUUUAUAUUCUAAGAUUCUAGCCUGGCAAAUAUCUCUAUCAGCGGAGACCUUCACCGAACAAAGUGAGCCGGAAACUGCUCCAGAAUUAGUGAUUUGUGAGGAACUGGAAUCUCAAUUGGAACAAAUCCUGAUAACCACUGAAGCCGCACUCGGAGCUGAACGGGUCAAGGCGUGUCUGUCCCUUCUUACGGCGUCUAGAAGAGGUCUGGAUGAUACCGAAAUCUUGGAUAUGCUGGCUCAUGAUGAACUUUUUAGGAGCGAGGAGACUUAUUUACCUUGGGCCCCGGCAGCCCUUCUCUGGCCCCAACUGACAGCCCUGUUGGCCCCUUGGCUCCGUUGGGACGGACGUGGGGCCGCUCGUUGGAGAGACGCCGCUUUAGCUGCCGCUGCCACGGAUCGAUAUUUGACAGACUGCAACACUGCGAGACUCAUUCUUGUGGAAUACUUUGAGGGCGCUUGGCAUAAUGAUGACGAUCCAAAAAUGGCUGGUCGACUCAUCUCCCAGGAAAAUAAAUUCUCGGAAGAACAAUACAACACAAGAAAACUCGACGAACUCCCAUUCCAACACUAUCAUUUAUUACGGGAAGACCCCGAAACCUUCGCGAACAAGCCAUACUUCUCCAAACUGGACUGGGUUCACGCGAAACUAGCCGCCACCGACUGCGGCCAUUUCCUCGAAGACAUUGGCCUCGUGCACGUCGACCCGCUUCCAGAACACCUAGACAUUCUCAAAGAAGUGUUUGAGACGCACUCGUACGCUUUGGAUUACGAUCAUAGACAAUUCUACGGUCUCCUAAGAACGACCAUAGAGAGGAGACAACGCGAAGGCUUGGAGAUUCAAACCGAUAUCGUUCAGGAGUGGAUGAGGGAUGUUUUUGAUCCUCCAGUUCCGACGUUUUACCCGAUUAAUGAGGAUUUCUGGAAACUUAUGGAGAGCCGGGAGAAGCAAGCUUCUAUGGAGGGCUUUGAUACGAAGCCGUUCGAUUUGAUCGUUAGAUUUGAUACGAGGGGCAAGUUUAUCGCCACCGUUUCUACUGAGAGGGAGGAGAUUUGUGUGUGGGAUGUUUCGAGGUGCAAAUUAGUUCGGAAAAUAGUUGGCGUAACUCACCCGAUAAAUCUCGUGCCGAUAGACGAGUAUCGAUGCGUCGUGUUGUGCAGACGAGAGCUAAGGGUCUACGAUUUAGAUCAGGGUAAAUUCGUAGUAGCUUUAAAAGGAGUUAUGAAUCAAAAAAUGCCGUUCUAUGGUCUUCACGACUCCAAACAUUUGGUUGCGUUAUCGAGGAAUAGGAUGUACGUCAAUCUCAUGAACAUCGAGACGGGUGACUGUGUAACUACAUUCAAAGCUGGCGAAGACAGAUUUUUGAAUUCGCUGCUGGUGUCCGGCGAUGGCAGGAUACUUGUAUGUGGUGAUGAAACCCAAAAACCAUUUCCUCUAUUAGUAUGGUCGUUGACUUCUCGUAAACUUCUGUACGAUUUAAGAAUACCACACCAUGAUUUCGUCACUUCCAAAGCUGCUAUUACCUAUGAAGGUUCCUACGUGUGCGUGGUGUCUCGGGAGUUGGACGAACCGAGUCCCAACUUCAUAGUGGUAUAUGACCUUCAAUCUGGGACAUUGUUCAAGAAGUGGAAACCGGGUUGUGAUACUGUAGCAUUGGCUAUCAGUUCAGUAGACGGUUGUGUGGUAUCAGCGCUCGCCGACACGAGAAUACUUGUAUGGGAUUUGGUGACAGGCAACUGUCGACUGUCUCUUAGCGGACACGUAUGUGCCGCAACACAACUGCGAUUGGCAAAAUCAGGUGGUUUGCUUCUAUCAGCCGAUCUCUCUGCAACAGACUUGUCGGUACGACUAUGGGACUUGCAUUCAGGAAAGCUAAUAGCAGUAUACACUCCACCCGAACGCAUUACUUCAUGCGAGAUCCUCUUAGGUGGAUCAGUUCUCGCUUUAGCUUUAGAAAAUCAUAAAGAAAUCGUCUGCGUUAAAUUAUACGGUCCGACGGUAGAGUGUGUUAAAAAUGGCCGAGAAAUGGAAUAUGACGAAGAUAGCUACGGCCAUGUUGAGUACGACGGGAAGACAUUCGAAGUCAAAGACGCAUGA
This is a messenger RNA of Pieris macdunnoughi, 3957 nucleotides long. NCBI's taxonomy places the organism in Eukaryota, Metazoa, Arthropoda, Insecta, Lepidoptera, Pieridae. The record is from the annotation of a GenBank genome assembly.